AUGCCGGCCUCAGCCGCGCGGCCCCGCCCGGGCCCCGGGCCGCCUCCCGGCGCGCAUUUCCCGCUGAUGCUGUUGGCGGUGCUGAGCGGCCCGGUGUCCGGCCGCGUUCCGCGCUCGGUGCCCAGGACCUCGCUUCCCAUCUCCGAGGCUGACACUUACCUUACCCGGUUCACCGUCCCUCAGACAUACAAUUACUCUGUUCUCCUUGUGGAUCCUGCUGCUCAUACACUUUAUGUCGGCGCCCGGGACGCCAUCUUCGCUUUAUCUCUGCCCUUCUCAGGGGAGAGACCUCGAAGGAUUGACUGGAUGGUGCCUGAGGCCCACAGACAGAACUGUAGGAAGAAAGGCAAGAAGGAGGCCGUGUCCAGUUUCCAGCAGGUUGAAAGAAUUGAGAGUGGCCGGGGGAAAUGUCCUUUUGAGCCAGCUCAGCGAUCAGCAGCUGUAAUGGCUGGGGGGGUUCUCUAUGCUGCCACUGUGAAAAACUACCUGGGGACGGAGCCGAUUAUCUCCCGGGCUGUGGGCCGUGCAGAGGAUUGGAUUCGGACAGAGACCUUGCCAUCCUGGCUUAACGCUCCAGCCUUUGUCGCAGCCGUGGCCUUGAGGCCAGCUGAGUGGGGGGAUGAAGAUGGAGACAAGGAAAUCUACUUCUUCUUUACGGAGACUUCUCGAGCAUUUGACUCAUACGAGCGCCUUAGAGUUCCUCGGGUGGCCCGUGUGUGCGCGGGGGACCUUGGGGGCCGGAAGACCCUCCAGCAGAGGUGGACGACCUUUCUGAAGGCUGACCUGCUGUGUCCAGGGCCUGAAGAUGGCCGGGCCUCUAGUGUCCUGCAGGACGUGGCUAUUCUUCGACCUGAGACUGGAGUGGGGGCCCCCAUCUUUUAUGGCAUCUUUUCCUCCCAGUGGGAGGGCGCUGCCAUCUCGGCUGUCUGUGCCUUCCGACUACAAGACAUUCGGACAGUGCUGAGUGGUCCCUUCAGAGAGCUGAAACAUGACUGCAACAGGGGACUGCCUGUCAUGGACAGUGAUGUACCCCAGCCCAGACCUGGAGAGUGCAUCGCUAACAACAUGAAACUCCAACAGUUUGGCUCAUCACUCUCCCUGCCUGACCGUGUGCUCACCUUCAUCCGGGAUCACCCCCUCAUGGACAGGCCAGUGCUUCCGGCUGAUGGCCACUCCCUGCUGGUCACUACAGAUACAGUCUAUCUCAGAGUUGUGGCCCACAGGGUGGCCAGCCUCUCAGGGAAAGAGUAUGAUGUGCUCUACCUGGGAACAGAGGAUGGACACCUCCACAGAGCUGUGCGGAUUGGAGCCAAGCUCAGCGUCCUUGAGGAUCUGGCCUUAUUCCCAGAGCCACAGCCAGUUGAGAAUAUGAAAUUGUAUCAAAGCUGGCUCCUGGUUGGGUCCCGUACUGAGGUAACACAAGUGAACACAACCAACUGUGGACGUCUCCAGAGCUGCUCAGAGUGCAUCCUGGCCCAAGACCCUGUCUGUGCCUGGAGCUCCCGGCUGGAUGCAUGUGUGGCCCAUGCUGGGAAGCAUGGAGGGCUUGUUCAAGACAUAGAGUCAGCGGAUGUCUCUUCUUUGUGUCCUAAAGAACCUGGAGAACACCCAGUAGUGUUUGAAGUUCCUGUGGCUACAGCUGCGCAUGUGGUCUUGCCAUGUUCCCCAAGCUCAGCCUGGGCAUCCUGUGUGUGGCACCAGCCCAGUGGAGUGACUGCUUUUACCCCUCGUAGGGAUGGACUAGAGGUGGUGGUAACCCCAGGGGCCAUGGGUGCUUAUGCUUGUGAAUGUCAGGAGGGUGGGGCAGCCCGGGUGGUAGCAGCUUAUAGCUUGGUAUGGGGCAGCCAUCAGAGCCCCUCAAGUCGGGCCCGCACUGUGGGGGCUGGACUGGCUGGCUUCUUUCUGGGGGUUCUUGCAGCAUCUCUGACUCUCCUCCUGAUUGGUCGACGUCAGCAGCGACGGCGGCAGAGGGAACUUCUGGCUAGAGACAAGGUGGGCUUGGACCUGGGGGCGCCGCCAUCUGGGACCACAAGCUACAGCCAGGAUCCUCCCUCUCCCUCUCCUGAAGAUGAGCGGCUGCCCCUGGCUCUAGAUUCUCAAGGCCUUAACAAAGUUAAAGGACCACUGCCCCCACGUCAUGACACCGUUGGCCAAGCUGAGAUGGUGCCACUCAGCAGCAGCUCUUCUGCCCCAGCCCACCUGCUCUGUGGCCAGCCCCUGGACCUGCAGCUCCUGGAUGCCGUUUCAUUUCUCCAGACCCUGGAAGCUGAGCUCUGUGCAUAUUUGAAGACACUAUCAACUCUCACUAAACUUAAAGACUUCUUCCUGCUUCACAGCUCACAGAUGCUUUAG
Messenger RNA from Pipistrellus nathusii (Nathusius's pipistrelle), 2352 nucleotides. Lineage: Eukaryota; Metazoa; Chordata; Mammalia; Chiroptera; Vespertilionidae. The record is from the annotation of a GenBank genome assembly.